Canariomyces notabilis is the source of this 1131-nucleotide messenger RNA. RefSeq names its product iron permease FTR1. The coding region runs from base 1 to 1131 and encodes 376 amino acids. Gene Ontology annotation, molecular function: ferrous iron transmembrane transporter activity. NCBI's taxonomy places the organism in Eukaryota, Fungi, Ascomycota, Sordariomycetes, Sordariales, Chaetomiaceae. The transcript is spliced from 3 exons. Gene Ontology annotation, biological process: iron ion transmembrane transport. The record is from RefSeq and is a predicted model, not a curated record. Gene Ontology annotation, cellular component: plasma membrane; high-affinity iron permease complex.
AUGUCACCCCCCGAUGUCUUCUCCCUCCCCAUAUUCCUAGUCACCUUCCGCGAAUCCCUCGAAACAGUCAUCAUCGUCUCCGUGCUUCUCGCCUUUCUCAAGCAGACCGUCUUUCCCCAAGACAGAACACUCUACAAAAAACUGGUCCGCCAGGUCUGGCUGGGCACCGGGGCCGGGUUUCUCCUGACGUUGCUCAUCUCUGCCAUCCUAAUCGGCGUCUUCUACACAACCGGCGCCAGCAGCUGGGACGGGCCGGAGCUGAAAUACGAGGGUGCUUUCUCCCUUGUGGCGGCUGUUAUUAUUUCCGUUGUGGGUGCGGCGCUGUUGAGGGUCGGGAGGAUGAGGGAGAAAUGGGCUGGGAAGUUGGCAAAGAGUAUUAACGAUUACAACAAGGACGGUGGUGGUGGUGGUGGUAAUGGUGGGAAGGGAGCAAUGAUGAUGAUGUGGAGGCGGGUCAAAAGCUGGACAGAACGGUAUUUCAUGCUGGUUCUGCCCUUUGUCACCGUCCUCCGUGAGGGCAUCGAGGCCAUCGUCUUCAUCGCGGGAGUGACCUUUUCCGCGCCCGCCACCGCCGUGCCGCUCGCCGCGGUUGUCGGGUUGGCGGUGGGUGCUAUUGUGGGUUGGGUUUUGUACAAAGGCGGAUCGUCAACCAAACUGCAGGUCUUCCUCGUCAUCUCAACAUGCCUGCUUUAUCUCGUCGGGGCGGGGCUCUUCUCGCGCGCGGUGUGGUCCUUUGAGCAGCAGGCGUGGCAAGACAUCAUCGGCGGGGAUGUCACCGAAACCGGGGACGGUCCGGGGUCGUAUGACAUUGACAAAUCCGUUUGGCACGUCAACUGCUGCAACCCAAACAUGAACGGCGGCGGCGGAUGGGGCGUCUUGAACGCCAUCUUUGGAUGGACAAACUCGGCAACCUACGGCUCCGUCAUUUCGUACAACCUGUACUGGCUGUUUGUUAUCGUCGCCUUCGUGCUGAUGAGAUACCGCGAGGUACACGGCCGCUGGCCCUUGACCAAGGCGAAGGGCUCUCGCCGACAAGAGGAUCAUGAGGCUGGGAAUCGUGCGAGCGGGGAGGACAAGGCGUCAGUCGGCAAGAUGGUAGCGACAGAGGGAAUAGCUCCGGUUGAGGUCUAA